Notodromas monacha is the source of this 2076-nucleotide messenger RNA. The record is from the annotation of a GenBank genome assembly. NCBI's taxonomy places the organism in Eukaryota, Metazoa, Arthropoda, Ostracoda, Podocopida, Cyprididae.
UGUCGUUGGAAUUUUCCAGGGUUUUAUUGGACCGCUGAACGAUUCCGUGACUCUUGGACCUAUGUAUUUUGCUCUCCGCGUGCGCAGGUGCAGGGCUACUACUGCAACUGGAUAUUUGCUGGCUGACAUUCCCCCUUAAUUUAUAGUUCGAAAUCAAACGUGGUCGCUAGAGAACUUCUUUCCGUGACAAUGUCAGCGACACUUCCCGAGGAUGAUGGUGUGUAUGAAACCAGUGUGCACUCCAUGGACGAGAACGACAGUGUUCCCCUCGACUUCGACAUUCACACAGAUCUGCGGGAAUCUUUGUACUUCUUCUUCCUGAAUCCAAUAGACAAGUGGAAAUUCAAAAAAAAGUUUCCCUACAAGCUGAUAUUGCAAGUUCUGAAGAUUGUUUUUGUAACGACGCAGCUCACGCUUUUUGCUGGAUACCGUUAUUCUCAUGUGGACUACACUAGAACUGUGGAAACCACAAUGCGGCACUUAUUUAUUAAGGACUGGGAAGCCUCUAGGGAAGUAGUUGUUUAUCCACCGGGAAAUGGACCGCUUGCAGUGUAUACUCAAAGCGACUUUUUCGGCCAGAUUGAUUUCACUGUCAACGCCUAUGCCACCAUUCGAGAGAAAGCAGUUGCGUCGUUUUCGUAUUCAAAUCCUGAUGGAUCUGUUGCUCCAGUGAUGUUCUGCAAGAACUAUUACAAGCGUGGAAUAAUUUGGGCAUUCAACGAAAGCUAUAUCUUCGAUGGAGACAUUCUCAGGAAAUGCAUUGAAAUCCCAUUCGAGGAAAUGAAUAUCACGACAGGAUUCGACAGUCGUGCCUUCUUGGCGCAGAAGAAUUUCUCCAUAAAUUUCGAUGUUUUCGUUUCGGGAGAAAUCAAAUUCGACCUGAAGACAAUUAACUUCCGGAAAAUCAUGCCUCUGGACAUACCGGACUGCUAUAAACUCAACGUGAUGAUUCUGUUCGACAACGAGGACCAUGAUGGUCAGAUACAAGUUAUUCUCUCCUCUGUUGCGGAGAAACUCGUGUGUGAGGGAGAUACGGAAUCCAUCGCCCACAACACAACUGCGCUGAUGGUACGCACCGUCUUGAAUAGCAUCGUUGUCCUGUGUUGCUUUUGUUCAUUUCUUUUGUGCGGACGUGCGCUGAUCCGAGCUCAUCAGCUGAAAGAGCGAACUGCGCGUCACUUCCGCCGGUAUCUGAACACAACUCUUUCGUUCAACGAUCAGCUGGAAUUCGUGAAUCUGUGGUACUUGAUGAUCCUGGUGAACGAUGUUCUGAUAAUUUCUGGUUCCAUCGUCAAAGAAUUGGUUGAGAGCAAGUCCAUAGGAGACUGGUGGAAUGUGACCGGGGUGCUGCUAGGAACCGGAAAUCUCAUGGUAUGGGUGGGAGUGUUGCGAUAUCUCGGAUUCUUCAAGAAGUACAACAUACUGAUAUUGACGCUGAAGAAGUCGAUGCCAAAUAUUCUUCGAUUUCUAUUCUGCGUGAUUCUCAUCUACGCUGGAUUUGCCUUGUGUGGUUGGGUGGUUCUUGGGCCAUACCACAUCAAAUUUCAAACACUUUCGACUACGUCGGAGUGCUUAUUUGCGCUUGUGAAUGGCGACGACAUGUUUGCGACGUUCAAAUCGUUGGCGACUGAAUCGCCAUUGCUGUGGUGGUACACGCGCAUCUACCUCUAUUCGUUCAUCACGCUCUUCAUCUACGCCAUUCUCUCAUUAUUUACCGCCAUUAUUCUCGACACGUAUGAAACAAUCAAGCAAUACUAUGAGAAUGGAUUUCCGCAAACCACGCUGGAAAAGUUCAUCUUCGUGAGAAAAGAUCAGCAUAUUGGGAUGACGGUUUACCAGGAGCCCUCGUGUUUCCCGCCGUGCAUGAACUGGGUUGAUCGCUUCAUGUCGUCGUGCUUUGGCUGGAGUUCCAAACGGCUUUUCAGUCCACGUCCGAGCGACGCGAGUUCUCUGUUGGAAACUGUGUCUGGGCUGAGGAAUGACGAGCGUGAGCCUCUUCUCCCUGAGAAGCAAGGUCAGGCAAGUCCUACAGGCUAUCAAACGUGUGAUCGUCUUGAUGCUGGAACAUGGCAUUGA